Megalobrama amblycephala (Wuchang bream) is the source of this 6605-nucleotide messenger RNA. RefSeq names its product thromboxane A2 receptor (gene tbxa2r). Lineage: Eukaryota; Metazoa; Chordata; Actinopteri; Cypriniformes; Xenocyprididae. Gene Ontology annotation, molecular function: thromboxane A2 receptor activity. Gene Ontology annotation, biological process: inflammatory response; positive regulation of vasoconstriction; positive regulation of blood pressure. The record is from RefSeq and is a predicted model, not a curated record. Gene Ontology annotation, cellular component: plasma membrane. The transcript is spliced from 3 exons. The coding region runs from base 437 to 1573 and encodes 378 amino acids.
UGUUGGUAUUGAAAGCUGCUUUAUCUAUGAAAAAAAUAUGUGUCGGAAAUGGGCUUUCAUUUCAUUUCGGAGAGUUUCUGGUAUUGAUUGUUGUUGUUGUUGGCGGAAGGCCAAAGAUUCUUUCAUGAUCAUCCCGCGGCUCUUCCGGGAAUAGCGGCGCUAAAGUGCGAGGAAGGAGGAACAGGAUGGUGUGUCUCAUCAUCAUCAUCAUCACAGUCAUACGCGUAUUUGAGUCGAAGAGCGGAUGAGUUUGAGUGCGUAUCAGGAUGGAGGUGAUGGAGGCAGAGCUUGAGGAUCUCUGGAGACGCCGGGAUCCGCGGAGAGACUGAAGGAAUGCGCGCCGGUCUUUAACGGUUUCUCAGGAUGAAAUAAACCCCCUAGAGAAGAGAAUUCAUCUUCCGCCACCAUAGUUUCAUCGCUGUUCUCCAUCGAUAAAAUGGUCCCUCCAAGCAACUCGACUCCGCUUUGCUUCUCCAUCAACAGCCUUCCUUUCAAAUACAACCACACCAUCACUUCCGCGUACUUCUCUGCGGUCUUCAGCGGGCUCGGAUUGAGCUCCAAUCUCUUCGCCCUGGUGGUUCUGGCCAAGACGUUUCACCACACCAAGAGCCGCUCACGUUCCUCGUUCCUGCUCUUCCUCGGCGGCCUGGUGUUCACCGACUUUAUGGGACUGUUGGUCACCGGGUCCAUCGUGGUGUCCUUCCACAUCACGCACUUCAACUGGCGCCAGCUGGACCCUCACUGCCACUUCUGCAACUUCAUGGGCAUGUCCAUGGUGUUCUACGGACUUUGCCCACUGCUUCUUGGCGCCGCCAUGGCCAUAGAGCGUUUCAUAGGCAUCAACCGACCCUUCUCACGUUCCACCACCAUGUCCAACUCGAGAGCGUGCUCAAUGGUGGCCAUGGUGUGGGUCACGGCCGGUUGCAUCAGCCUUUUGCCGUUGGUGGGGUUGGGAAGCUACCACCUCCAGGUGCCUGGCUCCUGGUGCUUCCUCAACAUCAGUUCCAAACCUCUAGACAUGACCUUCAGCUUGAUCUUCUCGCUCGUCGGCCUGCUGUCGCUGGCUGUGUCAUUCCUGCUCAACACCGUGAGUGUGAUUACCCUCCUGAGGGUGUGUUGCGGACAGGACAGCAGUCAACGGAGGCGAGAUUACGAAGUGGAGAUGAUGGUGCAGCUCAUCUUGAUCAUGGCCAUCGCCUCCAUCUGCUGGUGCCCUUUACUGGUGUUUAUUGCGCAGACAGUGCUGUCGGGCAGCAAGCUCGAAGUUCUUAACCUGCUUCUCUGGCUUCGUUUUGCGACGUGGAACCAGAUCCUGGAUCCCUGGGUCUACAUCCUCUUCCGACGUGCCGUACUGAAACGCAUCUCGCCCAAGAUGGACUGGUCCCGCGGCUCCAUCAUGAGCAUCUCGACGUCCUUCCGCAGGCUCACGCGUACCUCACUGGGAGGAACGAUUGACCGUUUGGAGCACCUCCGGCCAAAUCCAGACAAAGCCAGACAAGAGGAUACGCCCUUACCUGUGCAGAACAUCCCUGUGUCAUCUUGUUCCAUUGAGCAAACCAGGACUUGCAUCUAGCUCAACAUCUGUGAUGAUUAAACGUCUCAUGGAAAGAACUAAUGUGGAGCCAAAUGUAGGGCAUGCCCAGCUUUUUGACCCUUUUCUUGAUGCAUUGUUUUCAUAGAGGUGCUGAUGGCCAGCCUGGCAAACUCUUCUCAGACUAGGGGUGUGCGAUAAUGACAAAAAAUAAUAUCUCGAAUAUUUUCUGGGAUUUUGUCAAUAACAUUGAUCAGAUGAUAUUUUGCUAAGUGUGUUAUUGUGCUGCCGUUGACUCCUAAGUUUUUGUUUUUCUUCAUAUUUUGUGCGGUGGUUAGUUGACAGACAUUUUCCAAUAAGUUUAAAUUGAUUUUUCCUUUUAUCUGCAUCAUUUAUGUCAAAUUAUUACAUUUUAACAGACACGUUUGAUCUUCAACUAAUUCAAUGAAAUCAGUAUCAACUAAAUCCGUCUUUGCAGUGCUGAGGAAACAGAAGCUGCAUCUGAAGUGGCAUUUAGAUCUAUUUACACAGACUGUUUAAUGCAGCUCAGAGGGGACACAAAUGCAUUUAACCUGCAGUUAUAAAUGCAUAAAAAAUGUUUUAAAAGCAAAAUGAUGAUAUAUGAAUUUAUUUUAAAAUUGAAAAGAUACUCUAAAUAUGAAAUUAAACCCGCCAGUAAAUGGCGGCAAGUCACUGUUAAUGAGCAAAUCAUUCAUUCAAAUGUUUCAUUCAAAUGGACUGAUUCAUUCAGUAAUGAAGCAUUUGACUUUCUUAAUGAGUAAUUGAAUCAAUAGGCUUGUUCGAGAUUCGGUCGGCAUAUGACAUCAAAGUGCCACGAGAGCAUUUGGAGAGCAUACGACUCAUUCGGUAACAAAGCAUUUGACUUUCUUAAUGAGUGAGUCACUGAAUCAUUCAUUCAACUGAUUCAUUCAAACAGCCGAUCAUUUCAGGAAGGAUGCAAUUUGACUUUCAUAAUGAGUGAGUCAUUGAAUCAUUCAUUCAACCGAUUCGUUUAAAGGGCCGAUCAUCACAGGAAGAACGCAUUUGACUUUAUUAAUGAGUGAGUCAUUGAAUUAUUCAUUCAACCAGUUUGUUCAAAUGGCUGAUCAUUUCAGAAACAAAGCAUUUGACUUUCUUAAUGAGUGAGUCAUUGAAUCAUUCAUUCAACUGAUUUGUUCAAAAGGCUGAUCAUUUCAGGAAGGAUGCAAUUUGACUUUCUUAAUGAGUGAGUCAUUGAAUCAUUCAUUCAACUGAUUUGUUCAAAAGGCCGAUCAUUUCAAGAAGAAAGCAUUUGACUUUCUUAAUGAGUGAGUCAUUGAAUUAUUCAUUCAACCAGUUUGUUCAAAUCACUGAUCAUUUCAGAAACAAAGCAUUUGACUUUCUUAAUGAGUGAGUCAUUGAAUCAUUCAUUCAACUGAUUCGUUCAAAAGGCCGAUCAUUUCAGGAAGGAUGCAAUUUGACUUUCUUAAUGAGUGAGUCAUUGAAUCAUUCAUUCAACCGAUUCGUUCAAAGGGCCGAUCAUCUCAGGAAGGAAGCAUUUGACUUUAUUAAUGAGUGAGUCAUUGAAUAAUUGAUUUAACCAAUUCGUUCAAAUGGACUGAUUCAUUCAGUAUCAAACUGAAUCAUGUUUGUAACAAUUUUUGUCAGCAAAAUGGAGCAAAACAGGCAAUAUUGUGUCUAAAAAAUGUCACUUAAUUGUUUAUUAAACUGUUGCAUAAAAUCAAUAUCGCAUUUGCAGUCGUGCUCUUUGUGUGAUUGCUUAACUAUAUCAUGUGAUAUAAAUAUAGCCUAAAAUAAAAAUCCUCAUACAGGGACAUUUUUACUGCAUUUUAUUAGAGUAAAUCACUCUAAAUGCGCAUGCGCAGUAGUCUAACCUAAACCGAAAAGGCUACAUCACGCAGUGUCUGCACUCUCUAGGCAUGUUUUAGCAAAGUGAUCAAUAAUCAAUAAUGUCAGAUUGCACAUUGUUAAAACAACAAUUACGAUAUUAUCGUAGACUAUAUAUAUCGCACACCCCUAUGUCGGACAUGUUCAAGAAGAAUUCGAGUUCAAGCAUGCACUCGAAUGAAAAAAAAAGUACAGUAGAAACUGCAGUUUUGGCUCCCUUCCUAGACAUAUACACUCCUUUUCCUUGCUGAUAAGAAGAUGAGGACCACACACUCGGUUAAAAAAACCAUUGAAACACCCAACUUUAGCUGCGAAGGCCAUUCUGACUUAUGUCUAGUCUUGUCAUGAACAUUCUUGUCUUGAGGAAUCAAACAAUUAUAAUUUCUAGCACAAAGUUGGUUAUUCUUAUGUAAGGAAACACAAGGUUAGCAUCAAAUGCUGUCAGACUGAAUAAUCUGUUCUGAUCUUGUAUUUAUAUUGUGUGUAAUCCCAAACUCAUUAUUCAACCCAUUUUUGUUUAGAUUGCAUUGGCCAAUUGUUCUCUCAAGUAUUUGUAUCUUUGGUAGAGAUGAUUUUUGGCAAACAAUGUCACCGAGGCCUAGCGCACACUGCAAACAGAUGCUCGUCCGCUCGUGUACAUUUAAAGUCAGUUUCUUGCGUGUAAACAACAAGGAUAUGCUUUUUGCACCAAUUUCCAAGAUACAAACCCAUCUGUGCAGCAGUUUGAUCUUUGCGCGAAAAAACCCGAGAUGACUUGGACUCUGCGACUCAAAAACAUGAGUAUGCGAGUUGCUACGAUAAGGGCUUUUUGUUACUGACUGUAAGCAUAAUGAGCUUCUGUCUUGUAGAGUGCGCUAGGCUAUUAGCAUGACUAGCUACAAAUAAACCAUCGCUGCAUCUAUAGUAUGAGUAGUAUGUCCAAAUACAAUAGUAUUUGAAAAACAGUUGGGAAAAGUACCCGGAUGACCUACUACUUAUGGCAAGAUUCAGAAGUGUGCAUUCGAUGGACACUUUAAUAUCCCACGAGGCCACGGUAGAGGAUUUGUGAAUGGCAGUGAAGCGACACAACUGACAUUGUAGGUCACAUGAUAAGACAAAAGAUUGUGGAUGUAGUACAUCCAAAUUUUAUUCAUACACCACACAAUCAUACUAUAUAGAACAUACUUUAUGUCGCAAAGUAAGUUUCAAACCAAAUUUCAGACAUAGUGCAUGUUUUGUGGGUUUUAAAGUCAACGUGAAGCUGUCGCAAAUCAUUUUACUUCUGUAACGUGAUUUUUUUUAUGUGUAGAAAAGUGGUUUUGAUUUUAUUAGUUAGUUAGUUAGUUUAUUAGUUAGCUAGUGAUUUGAUGUAAAAUGACAGUUGGUUAGAGGGGGAGGGUUUGGAAAAUAAUAGUGUUUGGUGAUGUAAUUUUUGGGGCGGUGCCUUUGCGCAGUAGAGUGCAUUAGUGCCCGCCCACUUUUUCAGUGGUUCCUGGACUGUUUUUCCUAUUUAUUUUCCCCAUAGGGAUUUUUUUUUAAAUCUAAGUUAAAGAGCCAUGAACCAAACCAACCAGUCACAAGGUGAAUCACAAGACUGAUUUGAAGCAAAAAAGUAUUUGAAAAUCUGACAAAAAUACAAGACUGUGUACUUAACAGCUUCAGUGAAGGAAAGAACUACAAUUCCCAGAAGAACUGCGAAUAAUUGAAUUAAAAACUAUGGAGAAGUACAAAAAUACUGACUUAAAGAUGUUUAGUGUGUAUAUAAAAACAACAUAUUUUAUGUUGACUGCAUAAAAAUGUAUAUUUAUACAAAUAUUUUAAGUAGUUUAUGAGCAUAGGAAUUCGCACUGCUUUUUUAUCGCAAUUCUCUGAUUGGUGGAAUUUCUCUGCAGAAUCAUGGGUAAUGUAGUUUUUCACCAAAAAUUCUGCAGUUAAACACGAUUAUUUAAAAAAAUAAUUUGAAAUAAUGCUGAUGGCUUCAUAUUCCAUCGAUUAACAACCAGACAGUAGGUCUGUCUUUAACGUUUUAUGUAUUUUCAGUUUUCAUUUGAAUUUGUGUUGUCAUUUUUGUUAGUUUUUUUUUUUUUUUUUUUUUUUAAAUAUUGAAUUUUUUAAGUUGUAGUAAUGUUAGUACUUAAACUUUUCAACUGAAAUACUUUAUUUUUUUGUCUAAUAUUUAUAUUCUAUUUUAUUCCGGCUUUAUUUAUUUAUUUUCAGCAUUCUACAAGUUAUUGUUAAAAACGAAUUCCCUCUUGUAAAAAAUGAAUAGGAUUUUUACUUCCGGAACCAGACCGUUGCAGUAUAAGACGUGGAAAAAGAAUUAAGAAAGUAAAUAGUGUCAAUUUUUAUUUCACAUUGACUGAAGGACUUUUAUGAGCCAUUUUUUGAGUGACUAUCUUUGAUGUGUAUGAAUUGCGAAUGUACAAAAAGUCUGCGGACUCACAAUUUGUGGUAUGCUAGAGCGUUUUUAAUCUUUAAAUAUAUUCAAAUAUGUCACAUCAAGUCAUGUAAAAGGGGUACGUACACUGUAAAACACGAUAUACAAUGCGCAAACACUUAGCAGAUUUUUGACUUAAAUAGCUACACAUUAAAUGUGUACAUAUAAUUAAUUCAAAUGUGUCAAAAAGUGAUGAUGCAUAUAUACACAAGCCAUUCGUGUCACAAGAUCUCAUUAAUCGUAAAAGAUCAUUCAUUUCACCUGUAACACGUUGUAAUUAUACAUAACACAAAAGACAGAACAAACAAAGGCUAGGCUAGGCUAAGCUAAGCUAAUGUCUGCUAUCAUAUACUUGAUUGUAAUGCUUCUAAAGUCAAAUAUAUAAUGUAAAACACAUAAAAGAUUGGUUUAACCCCUACUUAGCUAUACACAUCGGUGGGAAAUACAGUUUGACCUACUUCGUACACACUUUAGCCCAUUGUUUAUUCGCUAAUACCUUGACGUUCUCCAUUCCUCAGGAUCAGUGUGGGAAUUGGGAGGAUUGAGUAUAUGAAAACAGAUGACAGACGUCAUAAAUCAGCCUCUCAGAUGUCUUUACUUACUCUGAAACAAAAAAAACAAGAGGAAAAGCAUGUGCUUGUGUGAGAUAGCGUUAGCCUGUGAAGUCUGACGUUGAGCUUCUAAUGGCGUUUGUCCAGAGUUGCUAAUGGUUUUCUGUGAGUGUGUUGCUGUGAAGAUGUAAAUAAACGCCUCCUGAGAUGACCUGGUUUA